Molecule: messenger RNA, 1377 nt
Organism: Aureobasidium melanogenum CBS 110374
Lineage: Eukaryota; Fungi; Ascomycota; Dothideomycetes; Dothideales; Saccotheciaceae
Product: MFS general substrate transporter
Exons: 6
Coding region: 1-1377 (458 amino acids)
Biological process (GO): transmembrane transport
Molecular function (GO): transmembrane transporter activity
Source: RefSeq, a predicted model, not a curated record
AUGUCGGUCCUAAUUUCGUUCGCCGAGAACGACUCUGAGAACCCAUUUAAGUGGUCGCGAACGAAAAAGCUGUUCAUCGUUACUAUCGGGAUUGUUGCUAUCCUUAAUAGUACUCUAGAUUCUUCUCUACCUAGCGGUGCCAUCAAGUUGAUCGCAAAGGACUUUGAAGUUACUCAAGAUAUUCAGCUUGUACUUCCCAUCUCUGUCUAUCUAGUUGGCUAUAUUCUGGGUCCUUUAUUCUUCUCUCCUCUGAGCGAGAGGUAUGGACGAAGGCUUGUGUUGGUCCCAACAUUCGUCUUAUUCACAGCAUUCACAGGUGCUUGUGCUGGUGCGAGGAACUGGGCGUCGUUUCUUGUCUUUCGCUUGAUCUGCGGCAUCAAUGCUUCGAGUUCUAUCGCCAUCACGAGUGGUAUCUAUGCUGAUAUAUUUGAGGAUCCUGUAGUGCGCGGCAGGGCAAUUGCUUUCUACAUCUCAGCAACAGCUUUUGGUCCUCAAUUUGCACCUGUAAUUUCCGGCGCGCUCUCAUCUGUGGGUUGGCGGUGGACCUUUUGGGUUGCACUGGUUAUCGCGGCCGUCUCUUUAGUGCCUAUUGUAUUCUUGCCUGAGACCUACAAGCCUGUGAUUUUGAGGCGUAAGGCUCGAAGACUGAGAUCCUUGAAUCCUGAUUGUCAUGUCUAUGCACCGAUCGAAAUGGGAAAGCAAGAUCUCCAGGAGAUGGUAACAAUAACUUUAGCGCGACCAAUACGCAUGUUCUGCACAGAAAUCAUCGUGUUUCUGAGCAGUGUUUACUUAGCAUUCAUCAGUGGCGUCUACUUCCUACUCUUUGAAGCCUAUCCCAUCAUAUAUCAGGACAUCUACGGAAUGGGUCUUGUUUCUACUGGCCUUGCGUUCGUUCCAAUCGCUGUAGGAUGCAUAGUUGCUUUCCUCAUCUCUCUCGCUUGGGAUCGCUUUUUUCGCAACGCGCAUGCCCAGGGCCGUUCCUUCACCACCGUUCGCGAAUACAAAAGACUGCCUUUGGCCUGCAUUGGCGCCCCGUUGUGUGUCGUCUCUGUCUUCUGGAUGGGGUGGUCGUCAAGUCCUCGCGUGCACUGGAUAGUCCCUAUGCUUGCGGGUGCGCUUUUUGGCGCAGGCUUCGUCCUUAUCUUCAUGGCUCUUCUCAAUUACAUGACGGAUGCGUUUCCCGAGUUUGCCGCAAGCGCAUCUGCUGCUGCAAGUUGCACCAGGAGCGUGUUCGGUGCAUUGUUACCGUUGGCUGCGCCGAGGAUGUACGCAAAUUUGGGCAUAGAUUUGGGCAUGACAGUGCUGGGUUUUGUAAGUCUGAUACUCAGCCUCGUGCCAUUCGGGUUGUUGUGGCUUGGAAAGCAGGGUCGCUUAUAG